Aspergillus candidus is the source of this 3441-nucleotide messenger RNA. Its product is annotated as amino acid/polyamine transporter. NCBI's taxonomy places the organism in Eukaryota, Fungi, Ascomycota, Eurotiomycetes, Eurotiales, Aspergillaceae. Gene Ontology annotation, molecular function: transmembrane transporter activity. Gene Ontology annotation, biological process: transmembrane transport. The record is from RefSeq and is a predicted model, not a curated record. The coding region runs from base 1 to 3441 and encodes 1146 amino acids. Gene Ontology annotation, cellular component: membrane. The transcript is spliced from 7 exons.
AUGUCCCAUGAACCGUUCCCGGCCGCUGGUACCCGAUCGGGCAAUAACAACCGCAAUGCCUCUCGGGACUCGCUCGAACUCGCCUCGCUAGCCUCCUCCUCGCCCGACUCGAGGGAGUCUCGCUCGUCAUCUCCCUCGGGAAUCUCCUCGUCGCGCAAACUCUCUCUGGAGGAUGAAGACCCUCUCGGGGAGCGCACGGGGUUGACCCGCUCCUACUCCGUCUCGUCCGCCUUCGACUUCGGAAACACCCUCUUCCCCUUAUCGCAGACCGCCGGUGGAUAUGCACCCUUGGGAGGUCGGCCGACGCUGGAUCGCGAGGCCGGUGUCACGGAUGGAGCGUUGGAACGGAAUAAGACCCUGACUUACAUGAACGGGCUGUCCCUCGUCGUGGGUUUGAUCAUUGGCUCCGGCAUCUUUUCUUCCCCAAGUCAAGUCAACGCCAAUGCGGGGUCGCCUGGGGCGUCGCUCAUUGCAUGGGUUGUUGCGGGGAUUUUGGCAUGGACGGGCGCUGCGAGCUAUGCCGAGCUCGGGGGCGCAAUCCCCUUGAACGGUGGCUCGCAGGUCUACCUGUCCAAGAUCUUCGGGGAGAUGACGGGCUUCCUAUUCACGUGGUGUGCUGUUCUCGUGCUGAAACCAGGAAGUGCGGCCAUUAUCGCCAUCAUCUUUGGCGAAUACGUGGUCCGGGCCGUUAUGGGCGCUGAAGUCCCAUUGAGCCCCUGGGUCGAAAAAGCCGUCGCAUUCGGUGGGCUAUUCUUAGUGACCCUGUUGAACUGCAUCUCGACUCGAGUGGCUGCCCGCAUCGGUGAUCUCUUCAUGAUUCUCAAAUUUGUCGCCCUGCUCGGGGUCACCAUCAUCGGUAUCAUUGUGGCAAUGACCGGGCUCUCGUCGAGUGGAAGCGCCAGCAAAGAGUGGAAGACUGGCUGGUUUGAGGGCACCAGCACUGAUGUAUCGGCUUGGGCGGUGGCCUUCUCACCACUUCGACAGACAAACUACGUCACGGGCGAGUUCAAGAAUCCGAAUCGCGACCUUCCGCGGGUGAUCCAUACGGCGAUGCCCUUAGUGAUCCUUUCUUAUUUGCUUGCCAAUGUUUCUUACUUCCUCGUGCUGCCCCAUUCGACCAUUGAAUCGAGCAACACGAUCGCCGUUCAGUUUGGCGACAAGGUUUUCGGAAGCGUUGGUGCUCUGAUCUUCGCCCUGAUCGUCUCCGCCAGCUGUCUCGGCGCCCUGAACGCAACCAUCUUCACCAGCGGACGUCUCGUAUAUGCGGCGGGCAAGGAGGGCUACCUGCCCUCGAUGUUUGGAAGUCUGUGGACUGGGGGCUCGCCGUCCAGCGGGUCGACGAAUCGACUGCAGCGUCGUUCGUGGGCGAGCAAGUCAGUCGCUCGUCUCUUCGGGGAAGGGGCACGGAUCGGAUACACCCCCAUCAACGCCAUGGCGCUCAAUUCUGGCCUUACUCUGGUAUAUGUCAUCCUCGGUGAAUUCAAGACCCUCGUCACCUUCUACGGCGUUGCUGGCUAUAUAUUUUACUUCCUCACGGUACUCGGUUUGAUUGUCCUCCGGAUCCGAGAACCGCACCUGGAGCGCCCUUACCGGACGUGGAUCUCGACUCCGAUCAUCUUCUGCUGCGUGAGCCUGUUCCUUCUCAGUCGAGCGGUCAUCGCAGAGCCUCUCCAAACCCUGAUCGUGGUGGCGUUUAUCGUUGCCGGUGUUCCGGUUUACUUCUGGCGCAUCUACCGACGGGACGAGUACUUCUUACUCCUCCUGCAGGCACAGCACCCGACUUUCGUGAUUACAGCUACCAUGGGGAGUAUACAACCGUGGGAGCAGACGGCCUCCCAGAAACGGGCCCUGAGGGACCAAGCUAUGCGGGACUAUAUGGUUCUCGACCUGGACCAGCGGCCCCCUCGAGUUCAAGAUGUCCAUAAACGCUCUGCUCUCGCCAAUGACCCCGUGGCUCAGGAAAUCACCGACAUUGAUAGCAUUCCUGCUCUCCUGGAGCUACUUGGGAGUGGAAAGUACACUGUCGAGAAUGUCGUUCUGGCUUAUAUCAAGAGGGCUGUUGUAGCACAUCAACUGACCAACUGCAUCACGGAAGUCGUCUUCGAGGAUGCACUAGCACAAGCUCGCACUCUGGACGAGCACUUCAAGAAAACAGGCCAACUCAAAGGACCACUCCACGGAGUCCCUAUCACAGUAAAAGACCAGUUCAACGUCGCAGGCGUCGAUACGACACUCGGUUACGUGGGCCGUUCUUUCGCCCCGGCGACAGAGGACGCUGUCUUGGUUCAGAUACUGCGGGACAUGGGCGCCGUUGUUCUUGCCAAGACGAAUCUGCCCCAGAGUAUCAUGUGGGCCGAAACCAAUAACCCUCUGUGGGGAUUGACGGUGAAUCCGCGGAAUCCUGACUUCACCCCUGGUGGUUCGACUGGAGGCGAGGGUGCUCUUUUGGCCUUGCACGGAUCUCUCUUGGGGUUGGGUACCGACAUUGGCGGAAGUGUCAGGAUACCGCAGAGUCUGAUGGGUCUCUACGGGUUCAAACCUAGCAGCGCCAGAUACCCCUACCAUGGUGUCCCGGUUUCCACAGAAGGGCAGGAGCAUGUACCCUCAUCCGUGGGCCCGAUGGCGCGCGACUUAGCAUCCAUCUGCUACGUCAGCCGUCUGAUCGCCGACUCGAAGCCAUGGGAGUCCGACCCGCGAUGCGCUCCCCUCCCCUGGAACGAGACGGCAUUCCAAGAAGUCCAGUCCCGGCCGCUAGUAAUCGGCUUGAUCCUGGACGACGGAGUCGUGAAGGUCCAUCCCCCAGUGGAAAGGGCGCUUCUCGAGCUAUCCCAGAAGCUGAAACACAGCGGCCACGAAGUCAUCAUCUGGGACGCAUCCGACCACCCCGAGUACAUUCGACUCAUGGAUCUCUACUACACAGUCGACGGAGGCGAAGACAUCCGUCGUGAUAUCAGCGUCGCCGGAGAACCGUGCAUACCGCACGUCGAAGCGCUCCUCAACCGCGGCAAACCCAUCUCCGUCUACGAGUACUGGCAGCUCAACAAGCAGAAGGUCGCGCUGCAGAAGAAAUCCCUCGAUGAAUGGAAUACCACUCGCGGCCCCUCGGGCAGAUUAGUCGAUGUCCUCCUGGCGCCCACGACGCCCCAUCCGGCUAUUCCCCAUAGGAGCGUGCGGUGGGUGGGAUACACUAAGAUAUGGAAUUUACUGGACUAUCCGGCUGUUACGUUCCCUGUUGACCGUGUGCGCGCGGAGAUCGAUCAACGGCCGACGGAGGCGUAUCAGCCUAGGAAUGACUUGGACGCGUGGAACUGGAAUCUCUACGACCCGCAAUCUAUGGAUGGACAUCCGGUUAACGUGCAGAUUAUUGGGAGGAAACUCCAUGAGGAGGUUGUGUUGGGGGCUGCUUCUGUGGUCGAGAAGGUUUGGAGAGCCAACAAGUGA